ACUGUCAAAAACCAGUCGCAGAUUCAAAACAUCUCGUGCACGCACUGUUCUCGUGCUGUGAUUUCAAUUUCGUGAGUAAAAAUCGUGAAUUUUUCGCUAUAAAAUGUCGAAAAUUAAGCACACCACCGAAAAGGCACUGGAGAUGCUUCGAACCCUUCCUCGAGUAUCGAUCGGCAACAUAAGGGACAACCCAAACUCCAAGAAACCGCAAAAGCGAGGUCGCGCUCAGCACAGUGGAGACAAGCACGGGGCCGGAAACAAAGGUUCCAACCAGCGGCAAAACUACAUUCGGCUCGGGUACGAAACCGGAAAUGCACCGUUCUAUCUUCGCUUCAGUUACGAACCGUACUACAAGGGCCAUCACCUGAAGCGGGAAUACCCGCCGAUCAGUUUGCACCAGCUGCAGAAAAUGAUCGACACCAACCGGAUCGACGCGAGUAAUCCGGUCGAUUUGACAACGAUUUGCAACACGGGGCUGUUUCAGAUCCGACCGGAUCAGCUGCAUCACGGCGUUCAGAUUACGGACGAAGGUGCCGACGAGUUCCGAGCGAAGGUUAAUCUGGAGGUGCAGCAUGCUCCGGAGCUGGUGAUUGCGGCGAUCGAACGGAACGGAGGCGUCAUCCGGACGGCCUAUUACGAUCCGCACAGUUUGUACGCGGUAGUGAAUCCAAAGAAGUGGUUCGAGAAGGGUGUUCCGAUUCCCAGGCGGAUGUUGCCACCGCAGGACGCCGUGGAGUACUACACGGAUGCAAAGAACCGGGGCUAUCUGGCGGAUCCGGAGGAAAUCAGUCGCGAGCGGUUGGUGCUGGCGCAGAAGUAUGGCUACGAGCUGCCGAAGAUUGAGGAAGAUCCGGAGUACGAGAUGCUGACGCAGACCAAGGAUCCGAGGCAGAUUUUCUACGGUUUGAACCCGGGAUGGGUGGUGAGUUUGAAGGACCGAGCUAUUAUCAAGGCGAAGGGAGGUGAGUAACAUGGGGUAAAUGGAGAAAAUAGAGUUCUGUGUUGUAUUAGUUA
This is a messenger RNA of Aedes albopictus (Asian tiger mosquito), 1014 nucleotides long. It is a transcript of the gene mRpL15, whose product is annotated as large ribosomal subunit protein uL15m. Gene Ontology annotation, biological process: translation. Gene Ontology annotation, cellular component: mitochondrial large ribosomal subunit. The coding region runs from base 104 to 970 and encodes 288 amino acids. The record is from RefSeq and is a predicted model, not a curated record. Gene Ontology annotation, molecular function: structural constituent of ribosome. NCBI's taxonomy places the organism in Eukaryota, Metazoa, Arthropoda, Insecta, Diptera, Culicidae. The transcript has 2 exons.